AUGGGCGAGAACGAUCAGCCUAUGGUCUCCCACGGCCGCGGCGGCCAAGGAAACAUCGGUCACGACUCAACGCAAUACGUCGACGGCGAGAUCGUCCGUGAAGGCAUCUACGGCGACCAAGGCGAUGGCGCUUACUCUGCCGGUCGCGGCGGCGUAGGAAACAUCGGAUCGCCGCGCGUCCGUCCAACAUCCAAGAUCCCGCACGAUGCGGAGAUGGUCCCUGAACUUGCGAUUCGGGGAUCGUCUGAUGAGAACUACCACACUGGCCGCGGCGGUCAGGGAAACGUCCAUCUCGACGAUGCGACGCGCAAGGAGAAGGAGGAAGAGAAGAAGAAGGGUAAAUCUCCUGCGCAUGAGGGAUUGGCCGAUCGGCUGAAGAAUAAAUUGCUGGGCCGCAAGUAG
This is a messenger RNA of Penicillium argentinense, 402 nucleotides long. RefSeq names its product DUF3602 domain-containing protein. The transcript is spliced from 5 exons. The record is from RefSeq and is a predicted model, not a curated record. Lineage: Eukaryota; Fungi; Ascomycota; Eurotiomycetes; Eurotiales; Aspergillaceae. The coding region runs from base 1 to 402 and encodes 133 amino acids.